This is a messenger RNA of Papilio machaon (common yellow swallowtail), 433 nucleotides long. Its product is annotated as protein anon-73B1. The coding region runs from base 128 to 376 and encodes 82 amino acids. Lineage: Eukaryota; Metazoa; Arthropoda; Insecta; Lepidoptera; Papilionidae. The transcript has 3 exons. The record is from RefSeq and is a predicted model, not a curated record. Gene Ontology annotation, cellular component: membrane.
UUUCUAUGCUUUGUUCUAUAUUGUCAAAUUCACAAAUUCUUAAACAAUUGGCCUGUAACGAAUUGAGUAAGGUCAGUUUUAACUAAUUCGGCUUUUUAAAUCAGAAAAAACGCUUAAAAAAUUCAAAAUGAUUCCCAAUGAGAUAUUUGCUGAAGAUCUGAUGAGUACUAUUAUAAGAUAUGGAUUAUAUAUUGGCGCAGCUUUUCAAUUUGCAUGCUUGCUGGCUUGCGUUACUCUUACGGACGAACAAAGCGAUUCUCAUCCAUACGAAAAGGCAUACACAGAUAGUGAUGAAUGUAGCUCUGAACAAUCUUCACCGGGGCAUAGAGCCACCGUAUCUCGUGCUCGGCGUCAUGAUAAGAAGAAACGUCGCUAAAAAAAUGUAUAGAGGUAACAUUACUGUUUUUAAAAAAUAUUCUUAUUGUCAAAACUA